Miscanthus lutarioriparius is the source of this 1215-nucleotide messenger RNA. NCBI's taxonomy places the organism in Eukaryota, Viridiplantae, Streptophyta, Magnoliopsida, Poales, Poaceae. The record is from the annotation of a GenBank genome assembly.
AUGGCGGAGGCGGAGGCCCAUAGCGUCGUCAUCGUCGGCGGCGGCAUCUGCGGCCUUGCCACCGCUCUUGCUCUUCACCGGAAAGGGAUUGCUAGUCUUGUGUUGGAGAAGUCUAGGAGCCUGCGAGCAGAUGGCGCAGGCAUCGGCGUCCACGCCAACGGAUGGCGAGUCCUGGAGCAGCUUGGCGUCGCUGCGGAGCUCAGGGACACUGCCCAUCUUAUCACCGUGUAUCAUGAUGUGUGGCAGCAGGGAGACAAAACCAGCCGAGAAAAGGUUCCAGUAAGGACGGAGCUCCGAUGCUUAAACAGAAAGGACCUGAUCGAGGCACUGGCCAAGGACAUACCGGCAGGGACGAUCCGAUUCGGCUGCCGCAUUGCUGCCAUCGACGCGGAUCCCGCCGGCGGCCAUGGCGCCGUCCUGACAAUGGCGGAUGGUACUACCAUGAAGGCCAAGGUCCUGAUCGGGUGCGAGGGCACCUACUCCGUGGUGGCUAAGUACCUCGGGCUGUCUCCGGUGAGAACAAUCCCACGCCCAGUGCUGCGGGGUUUCACAUGGUAUCCGCAUGGCCAUUCUUUCGACAACGAGUUCCUGCGCCUGAGAGUUGGAGAUUUCUUCAUCGGGCGGUUAACAAUCACAGACAAUCUGGUCCAUUUCUUCAUAACAAUGCCCAAACCUCCCACUGAUGUGAACACCAAGGACCUGAAGAAAGUGAGGGAUGUCGCGCUAAAGAAGAUGCAGGACGUAGGAUGCCCCGCCGAGAUCAUCGACAUCGUCCGCGACUCGGACCCGGAGUCGCUCAACUUCGUCACGGAGUUCUGGUACCGCCCGCCGUGGGAGGUCGUCUUCGGCAGCUUCCAGAAGGGCACCGUGACGGUCGCCGGCGACGCCAUGCACGCCAUGGGCCCGUUCAUCGGCCAGGGCGGCUCCGCGGGGCUGGAGGACGCUGUCGUGCUCGCGCGGUCGCUGGGGCGGGCCGUGGACGACGCUGACGGUGCUGGGAAGGACGCCCCGGCCCCGGCGCGCGAGAAGAUGAUCGGGGAGUACAUCAGGGAGAGGAGGCCGCGGGUGGCGCUGCUGUCGCUCGAGUCCUUCAUCAUGGGGGCGCUGCUGGUGCGCUCGCCGUCUCCGGUCACCAAGCUGUUCUGCGUCGCCGUGCUCAUUCUCUUGGGCAGCAAGUCGCUUAGGCAUGCUUACUAUGACUGCGGUCGCCUCUAG